ACGCCGAGACGACCAGGCCCCAAUCGAGGGGAGGCGAGGCUGUGCGGUGGUCGCCGACGACGACGAGGAGGAGGAGGAUAUCGAUCGCCGGCGAUGGGGUACUGGUGGGACCGCGUCGUGCUUCCGGUGAGGAGGGCGUGGCUCGGCGUCGCCGCCCGAUUCGGGGUUCGGCAGACAGGGCUGUGGAGGCUGAGGCAGGAGGUGAGCACGUGCGAGUACGAGGACGUGCGCGUGAUGUGGGAGAUGCUGAGCCGCACCAGCACGGCGGGGGCGGGGGCGGGGCGGGCGGCGCCGCCGGCGAGGAGGCACAGCCGGUUCCGGCAGCCGCGGCCGUGGACCGAGAGCAUCUGCCUCUGCGCGGGCUUCUAGAAGGUCUCCCUUGUGGGCUUGUGGCUGUGGCUUAGCUCGUCCUCUUCUCUUCGCGACUUCUCUUUGAUUUUUUUUUUCUUCCUUUUUUUUUCUUUUCUCCGUCUCACUACUGGGCUCUGAGAUGUAGUAAUCGAUUCCUCCUCUUGUAUCGAUCCGCCUAGAUGAUACUUGGGGUAUGUGAAUGAACAGAGCUGUUUCAGAUUAUUACUACUUUCUUGUUUGCAAUUUCA
Oryza sativa Japonica Group (Japanese rice) is the source of this 599-nucleotide messenger RNA. RefSeq lists its product as uncharacterized. NCBI's taxonomy places the organism in Eukaryota, Viridiplantae, Streptophyta, Magnoliopsida, Poales, Poaceae. The record is from RefSeq and is a predicted model, not a curated record.